UUCCCUCCAAAAUAAUACUGCUACUUUUUUGAGAAAACAGCGGAUGUUUUGCACUGGCACAGGCGACGCUUAAGGGGAUAUGAACAAUGACAAAUAUUGUCAACAACAAUCAAAAUAUCUCCUCUGGACUCACUCCUUCUUCUCUCAACACAACAACUACUACUACAAGGGUUGCUUCGAGGGGCGGAAAUGGAUCUCAAGCUUGUGCGGCGUGCAAAUAUCAAAGGAGAAGGUGUACGCCGGACUGUCCGUUAGCCCCUUAUUUCCCAGUCGAAAGACAGAAGGAUUUUCUGAAUGCUCAUAAACUAUUCGGUGUUAGUAACAUAUUAAAAGUUCUCAAAAACGUUGCGCCGUUUCACAGAGACAACGCCAUGAAAGCGUUAAUCUUUGAGGCUAAUAUUCGUGCUGGCGAUCCUGUCGGAGGAUGUUAUAGAGUAAUCCUCAAUCUACAUCGGCUAAUUAAUCUUUAUCAGACGGAACUGCAAUUUGUUUAUAGUGAGAUUUUCCGGGUCCAAGCCGAGGAUAUACAACAACAUCCAAAUAAUAUCAAUACCAAGGCUCGUUCCGUUCAAGGAAUUAAUAAUAGUAUGCUGAGUUUCGAACCAUCACCGCUUCAAGACGGAUUCAACAGAUUGUGUAUUGGUGAGUCAUCAAAUCAAAUAGUUAAUGAUGAGUCAUCAAAUCAAAUAUCAAAUCAAAUAGUUAAAGGGGAGGUAUUCGACGACCAAUUUGAAACUAAAGUAGCGAUAUCAAGUUCAAAAGGCAAACAAUCUUUUGUUGAACAUGGGGAUUUGAAGCCAUAUUUUGGAAAUUUUUAUGAUUGUAAAGGCAAAGGUGUAGCAACAGAAUUAAGCGAUGACAAGGUUGUGUCAAAGACGAGAGUAAAUUGACCCUAAUGCUGCUUCUAUCUUCACUCAAGAACUGAAAUGUUCAAGCACUUGUAUAACCUAUCUUCUUGGUUGUUAUAUUCUUAUGCAGGUAGACAUAGAGGAUUAUUUUUGUCACGUGUUUUUUUUUUAAUGAAACGAGAGAUUUUGUUCAAGACUUGCUUUAUAUUACUUUUUUUAAUAUAGUCGUACCUUUCUAA
Molecule: messenger RNA, 1087 nt
Organism: Solanum dulcamara
Lineage: Eukaryota; Viridiplantae; Streptophyta; Magnoliopsida; Solanales; Solanaceae
Product: LOB domain-containing protein 7-like
Exons: 2
Coding region: 87-890 (267 amino acids)
Source: RefSeq, a predicted model, not a curated record